AUGAAGGACCGAAUGGCUUUUGAGUUGAGAUAUGUUCUAUUCUUAUCAUGCUAUCUCUUAGCAAGUGCAACUCUUACGAUUAUUGCUCCUAUCAUGCCGUACCAGAUGCAAGAGAAAGGAGUGCCGACUGCACUUAACUCAAUAAUCUUUUGAAUCUUCUCACUCGCAGGCUUAUUUGCUUCUGUCUUUGGAGGGAAAUAUCUGGCAAUCAAAGGAGCAAAAUUCUUUGUCUAUUCAGGUCUUCUAGGACUGGGUCUUUCUCAUCUUAUAUAUGCUUAUCUAUCCUUUAUUGAUGACAAAAAUAUAUUCACAGUGGUUAUUAUCCUCAACAGAUGACUUGAAGGAUGGUCCUUUGGUUUGAUACAGUGUAUGGUGUAUGGAGUUGCUUCACAAGAACUAGCACCAUCAGAGUUCGAUCGAUAUGCAAGAACUUGCUCUGCAAGCGCUGGAGUUGGAGGGUGCCUCUCACUAUUGGCUGGGCCAUACUUGUUCUCUAUUGGUGGCUACUUCCUUCCAUAUUUUGUGCUGUGUGGAAGCUUUGUAUUAUUAGCGUUCAUAAUGUACAUUUCAGGAACUUUAAAUAUUGUUGAAGAAAAGCCUACUGAAUUGCAUGAAGCAUUGAUCGAGACGAUUGACGAAGAAUCUUUUACACCUUCUGAAUGCCAGCUAGAUUUGAAGUUCUUGUUUCGUAUUCCUACUGUGAAGAUUGGAUGCAUGUCGAUUCUUCUUUCAAACGUUGUUUUGUGAUAUUUGGAUCCUAUUUUUGCACUUAAAAUGCUUGAUAUGGGCAUUUAUGCUGACACAACUGGGUAUAUUUAUAUCUUUUUGUUGUUAAGUUAUUCAAUCUUUGGCUUCUUGGGAGGAGUUCUUGAAAUGAUAGCUAAUAAAAAGACUCUUAUCAUCUUAGGAUAUUUCGCAGGGUUCUUAGGUUUUUGUAUUAUCGCUCAUGGAGUUUUCAUUGGUACAAAUUAUAUUAUCCUUAUUAUUUGUGGUCUUUUCCUAAACGGGUAUUCUGUGAUUGGUGGGAACACUUUCGCUACAAUGUACACCAAGGCUGAAUUGAUGAAUGCUGGAGAGAAAGAAGGGAUAUCUCGUAAAGAAGCAGGAGGAUACUUUGGAGGUGUAAAAGGAUCGAUGAAUUUGAUAGGCACCUUUAUUGGCCCCUUGAUCAGCCCAAAUAUUUAUAUGAUGGUAGGAUUCGAUUAUGCCUGAAUCAUCAUGGGGUCUAUUCAAAUUCUGUUUGUUAUCUUCUUUAUCUACAUGACUAGCAGUAAUUCAAACAGUAAACAUCCUCAAAUAUCGGAUAAAGAGGCAUCACGAAUCUCAGGAUAACUAUGUUUGUAAAACCUAGCCCCCAUUUCCUACUUGUCCUGAAUCACUCUUUUCA
This is a messenger RNA of Moneuplotes crassus, 1387 nucleotides long. Lineage: Eukaryota; Ciliophora; Spirotrichea; Euplotida; Euplotidae. The record is from the annotation of a GenBank genome assembly.